GGGCCAAUCGCCUCCCAGAUAAGGCCUGCAGGUGGGGUCCCACGUCUACACUAAUUGUGGAAAGUACACUUGGGCACUUGGCAUCGCGGCCGAGGUCCCCGAAAAAGAGCCAUGCUGGGCCCUAAUCCAGACGUGAUAUUUUCUCGCGAUUUUGUCACGUUAGCGGCCAGCUACAUCCUGACGAUCCUGUCACCCGCUCGAUCGGCGGGCGCUGGAGCGCGCGCAUCUAGCUUUGUGCAAGUUUCACGGGAUCUCUAGCUUUGUCGGCGGCACAUGAGCAGCUCCAAGCACGCCGCGGGCGCCGUAGGCGGCAAGGCCGCGCGCGCCUGCGACAGCUGCCUGAGGCGGCGCGCGCGGUGGUACUGCGCUGCCGACGACGCCUUCCUGUGCCAGGGCUGCGACGCCUCGGUGCACUCGGCGAACCCGCUCGCCAGGCGGCACGAGCGCCUGCGCCUGCGCCCGACGGACCCGCACUCGACGACGCUCGAGGCCGGCGUGGCGACGGCGACGUGGAAGAAGCGCCAGCAGCAGGUCGCGCCGGCGUGGUCCAAGCGCAAGGCGCGCACUCGGAGGCCGCACGUCAAGAGCGUCGGGGAGCUCCUGUCGAGGAAGCUCGUCGUCGUGCCUGAGGUGUCCCCCAUCGAAUCGUCGGAGGAGCGGAAGGCCGAGGAGGAGGAGGAAGAGGAGGAGGGGCAGCUGCUGUACUGCGUGCCGACCUUUGACCGCGCCCUGGCCGAGCUCUGCUCGCCACCGCCUCCGGUCGAUGACCCGACGGCCUCAUCCUGCUGCAGGGAUGACGUCGACGGCGCCGUGGAGAACAACACAAAGGCACCACCGGUCGUGGUCGCGGAAUCGCCCGUGCAGCAGCUCCCGGACAGCUUUGCCGGCUUCGGCCCCACGGACGCCGAGCUCAGAGAGUUCGCCGCAGACAUGGAAGCCCUUCUUGGCCAGGGCCUGGACGACGGCAACGAGCUGGAUAGAUCGUUCUACAUGGAGAGCCUAGGGCUAAUGGCGCAGCAGGCGGAAGACGUCGGCCGGAUAAAGAUGGAGCCCAACGGCAUCGUAAGCUCCCGCUCCCGCGGCGAGGGCGCUCCCGGGUUUGGCCCUACGGAGAUGAAGCCAGAGGCGUCGUCAGCUGCUGCUGAGGUGCUGGACACAGACUUCAACUGCUGCUCGCCCACGGUGAUGAUGGAUAACGAGGAUGAGGACAGUUUCGAACAGAAGGCGUCGGCGAGCAACGCUGCCGCCGCCGCCGCGGGUACGCAAUUCUUGAAGAGGAGCCUGGAUCUCAGCCUCAACUACGAGGCCAUCAUCGAGAGCUGGGGAAGCUCGCCGUGGACCGAUGGCCAACGGCCAAGCGUCCAGCUCGACGAUUUCUGGCCCCACGCCCACCUCACGGGCUGGAUGGCGGGAGGAGGACGGUUGGGUGGGGAGGCGGCGGUGACUCCACGGCUGGGGAUGGGCGGCGGGCGAGAGGCGCGGGUAACACGGUACCGGGAGAAGCGGCGGACGAGGCUGUUCGCCAAGAAGAUAAGGUACGAGGUCCGGAAGCUCAACGCGGAGAAGCGGCCGCGGAUGAAGGGCCGAUUCGUCAAGCGACCAGCUGCCGCUGCAGGAGGAGGAGGCGAGGAGCUACCAUUGCCGCCCCGUGCGCCGUCACCUAGCUUGCCGAUCGAAGUCGCCCGUGUCGCGGCGCAGUCCCCGUGCGGCGUGCCGAUCGGGGUCAGGCCGCGCCCGUGUCCCCGUGAGUGUCGAGGUCGUUGACCUGCUCGAUCGGCAUGAAAUCACGGACUCAGAAUUUGUCGAAGCUCCUUUAGACAUUUAGUUAGUUGGUUCUACACAUCACUUUGUGUUUCUCUCAAUCAUUUCGGCAUCCGUGAAUCCGGAGGGGUUAAGACGAAACCCUGCUGUGCAUUUCUACAGGGGUGUCGUCGCACCGUCUGGUUUAAGCCAAAACAGUUCGGGAACAGACACCAAAUAGAAAACAAUAUGUAAACUGCAUGCAUCUUGUAACUAGCCAUCAUGUAUAUAUGUGCAGCAAACCUUUAAUUUUA
This is a messenger RNA of Zea mays, 2054 nucleotides long. Its product is annotated as zinc finger protein CONSTANS-LIKE 16. The transcript is spliced from 2 exons. Gene Ontology annotation, molecular function: zinc ion binding; protein binding. Gene Ontology annotation, biological process: regulation of DNA-templated transcription. Gene Ontology annotation, cellular component: nucleus. NCBI's taxonomy places the organism in Eukaryota, Viridiplantae, Streptophyta, Magnoliopsida, Poales, Poaceae. The record is from RefSeq and is a predicted model, not a curated record. Bases 274 to 1764 code for a protein of 496 amino acids.